This is a messenger RNA of Toxorhynchites rutilus septentrionalis, 464 nucleotides long. Its product is annotated as histone H4. The record is from RefSeq and is a predicted model, not a curated record. The transcript has a single exon. Gene Ontology annotation, molecular function: structural constituent of chromatin; DNA binding; protein heterodimerization activity. Gene Ontology annotation, biological process: nucleosome assembly. Bases 53 to 364 code for a protein of 103 amino acids. Gene Ontology annotation, cellular component: nucleosome. Lineage: Eukaryota; Metazoa; Arthropoda; Insecta; Diptera; Culicidae.
GAUCGACAAGCGCCUGUGCUUUCGUCAGUAACUUUCUUUCCCAUUAACCAACAUGACUGGACGCGGCAAGGGAGGCAAAGGACUCGGUAAAGGAGGAGCAAAGCGUCAUCGCAAGGUACUGCGUGACAACAUCCAGGGUAUCACGAAACCCGCUAUCCGUCGUCUAGCCCGCCGUGGGGGCGUCAAACGUAUCUCUGGUCUGAUUUACGAAGAAACCCGAGGAGUGCUGAAGGUAUUCCUGGAGAAUGUUAUUCGUGACGCUGUCACCUACACCGAACAUGCCAAGCGUAAAACAGUGACUGCUAUGGAUGUCGUAUACGCGCUGAAACGUCAGGGACGUACCCUAUACGGGUUUGGAGGUUAACAAAUACCCCCAAAACAAAACGGUCCUUUUUAGGACCACAACAUGUUUGUCACCAAAAGAGUUUAUCAAUUUUAGUUUCUUAACAAAAAAAAACCACCAC